AUGGAUGGACUGUUGUUGUGUUGUCAGAAUGAAAUUGAUGUACAAGAAAUUGUUGAUAAACUUAACAAAGAAGUGGAAGUGAAACAAUUAGAACCUAUAAAGUACUACCUUGGAAUACAAAUUGAAAGAACAGAAGAUGGAAGUUUUCUUCUAAGUCAGAAAAAAAAGAUCAUAGACUUCACUGAAUCUGUGGGAAUGAAAGAUUCCAAACCAGUUAGUAUUCCGCUUAAACCAGAGUACCUGAAGAGAACAGAUGGAGAACUACUUCCAAAUAAUAAUGACUACAAAUCAGCUAUUGGAAAGCUGUUAUACCUGAGCAAGAUUUGCAGACCAGCAGUUGGACUCUUACGCAGAAAGACCAACUCACCAAGUGUUUACGACUGGAGAGCUGUAAAGAAACUUGCUAGAUAUCUGAAAGGAAUUUUGGAUUACAAACUUGUAAUCUUGGCCUGUGAUGAACCAAGACUGAUCGGAUUCAUGGAUGCUAACUUGGAUAGAAAUGGACCUGAUGGCAAAUCUACAAGUGGAUACUUGUUCUUCUAUGGAAACAGUUUAAUUGAACGGACUAGUCUGAAACAGUCUGUUGUAGCUCUUUCUACAGCAGAGGCAGAAUGUAUAUCAGCAACAAGUGCAUCUCAGGAACUAGAAUGGAUCAUUCAUCUGCUAUAG
Molecule: messenger RNA, 669 nt
Organism: Heteronotia binoei (common prickly gecko)
Lineage: Eukaryota; Metazoa; Chordata; Lepidosauria; Squamata; Gekkonidae
Exons: 1
Coding region: 1-669 (222 amino acids)
Source: RefSeq, a predicted model, not a curated record